GAAAGUAUUUUUUUUUGUAGCUCAAAUUUUGUGGUAUCUUUUUUCCCCUAAGCUUUAUUAUCCAAUACAUUAUUCUCCAUCACCGACCUAUUCGAUUUUUUUGGUAACGCCAAUGCUGCGCCGUUUGAUAGCAUCGUCGUGCCGACGUACGUUGCCCACAUCCACAGCGCGUGCGCCAGUAGGGCCUAUUCUGUGCAUCAGUGUUGCAUCACAUCGUUCGAUCACCACCGACGCGACGAGGGCAGCCUCUGAUGCUGCCCGUGAGCGCAAUGCUAGCGGCAGCAACAACUCUUCUAGCUCACAACGCCGCCCCCCGUUGCCGCCGCUGUCGCCGGCUUUCGAUAUCGUUCACUGGAACGAUGCCGAUGUGGCAGCAGGCCACCUCGUCCGGGUGAUUUAUCGUGAUAGCCAUAUCGUCUUGGAAUACCACCGGCAGACGCGAAGGAUCAUGGAUGACGACGGGCGCCGGAUUGAUGGCGACGGAAGGGGUAACGCGGAGCGCCUCGUGACGUUGACGCUGCCGCCGGUCUACAUCGCACGAUUUCUGGGAGUCCUGGAAGGGCGUAUGUCCGAAGUCGAGGUUCAAUCCCGCUUCACGAACGCAACCUUCAAGCCCGAUACCUCGACGGCGAAGGCGCACCACUACAUCCUGCGCUGCGUCUCGCACCGGCCAACGACGGGGCAACGCCAGACCGCGGAGGGGGUCGACGUCGCGGAGGACUCCGUGGAGUGGCAAGUGAGUCUCGACGCGGCUGAAUCUCUCAUGCUACACCGCUUUCUCACCCAGGCACUCAAGUAUAACUCUGGAUUUGGUCGCCAAAGGUAA
Messenger RNA from Phytomonas sp. EM1, 826 nucleotides. Lineage: Eukaryota; Euglenozoa; Kinetoplastea; Trypanosomatida; Trypanosomatidae. The record is from the annotation of a GenBank genome assembly.